Molecule: messenger RNA, 1329 nt
Organism: Lodderomyces elongisporus
Lineage: Eukaryota; Fungi; Ascomycota; Pichiomycetes; Serinales; Debaryomycetaceae
Product: cytochrome P450
Exons: 1
Coding region: 1-1329 (442 amino acids)
Molecular function (GO): iron ion binding; heme binding; oxidoreductase activity, acting on paired donors, with incorporation or reduction of molecular oxygen, reduced flavin or flavoprotein as one donor, and incorporation of one atom of oxygen
Source: RefSeq, a predicted model, not a curated record
AUGGUGUUGUACGAGAAGUUUGGUCGUCGCACUACAUUCUCAGCUUACUUGUUUGGAGUACGUGUUGUUGCUAGUGUUAAUCCAGAAAACUUGAAGGCUGUAUUGGCAACUCAGUUUAAUGACUUUGGCUUGGGUACCCGACACGCACACUUUAAACCAUUGUUGGGCAAUGGUGUAUUCACCUUGGAUGGCGAAGGAUGGAAAGAAAGUAGACAAAUGUUGAGACCACAAUUUGCAAGAGAACAAGUGGCUCAUGUGCAAACUAUUGAGCCGCAUUUACAAACCUUGGCCAAGCACAUUAAAACUCAUAAUGGUGGCACUUUUGAUAUACAAGAGUUGUUUUAUAAAUUGACAGUUGAUACUUCAACCGAGUUUUUAUUUGGCGAGUCGGUACAUUCUCUUUACGAUGCUUCUAUUGGAUUGGAAUGUGACCCCGAAGUUGCUGGCUUUGCUGAAGCAUUCAAUGAGACACAAAAGGCUUUAGCGGUAAGGACAUACCUUCAAGUAUUGUACUUUCUCUACAAUCCUCCAUCCUUUAAAAGAAACACCAAGAUUGUCCACAAAUUCGCCAAACGAUUUGUCAAUAGAGCACUUUGUUUAACCCCUAAAGAGUUGGAAGAACACUGCAAACACAACUAUACAUUUCUUUAUCAGUUGGCUAAGCAUACACGUGAUCCCCAAGUCUUGCAAGACCAAUUGCUAAACAUUAUGGUUGCCGGAAGAGACACUACUGCCGGUCUUUUAUCAUUCACCAUUUUUGAACUAGCACGUCAUCAAAAUGUGUGGGAAAAAUUGAAAAAGGAAAUUUACCAACACUUUGGAUCGGGUGAAGAUGCACUAGUAAACAAAAUCACAUUUGAAACUUUGAAACAAUGCACAUACCUUAAAUGGGUGCUCAAUGAAAUAUUGCGUCUUUACCCAUCAGUGCCAAUUAAUUUCCGAGUAGCUACAAAGGAUACGACAUUGCCUACAGGCGGUGGCCUUGAUGAGAAAUCACCAGUGUUUAUCGGCAAGGGAACAACUUUUGCUUAUUCUCCAUACUUGUUACAUAGAAUGCCCAUGCACUAUGGGGAAGAUGCCACUGUGUUUAGACCAGAAAGAUGGGCUGACUUGAAACAAUUGGGAUGGGCAUAUUUGCCAUUCAAUGGUGGACCCAGAAUCUGUUUGGGCCAACAAUUUGCAUUGACAGAAGCAAGCUACACCAUUUGUAGACUAGCACAGAUGUUUCCCGAUUUAAAAAGUAUGGACGAUUCCCCUGAUCCAUGUAAGAAAUUAAUUCACUUGACUAUGAGCCACAUGGAUGGUGUUUGGAUACAAAUGAGUGAGUAA